Messenger RNA from Drosophila innubila, 2013 nucleotides. RefSeq names its product doublesex- and mab-3-related transcription factor A2 (gene dmrt99B). Bases 1 to 1527 code for a protein of 508 amino acids. The transcript is spliced from 4 exons. The record is from RefSeq and is a predicted model, not a curated record. Gene Ontology annotation, molecular function: DNA-binding transcription factor activity, RNA polymerase II-specific; RNA polymerase II cis-regulatory region sequence-specific DNA binding; protein binding. NCBI's taxonomy places the organism in Eukaryota, Metazoa, Arthropoda, Insecta, Diptera, Drosophilidae. Gene Ontology annotation, biological process: regulation of transcription by RNA polymerase II; sex differentiation. Gene Ontology annotation, cellular component: nucleus.
AUGAGUUUACCGUCGGGCGUGGAUAUGCAGAAUCUAAUGUCCCAGCAUCCAGUGUUGGGCGCUCUGCCGCCCGCCUUCUUUCUGCGCGCCGCCUCGGAGCGCUAUCAACGUACUCCCAAAUGUGCGCGCUGUCGCAACCAUGGCGUGGUCAGCGCCUUGAAGGGUCACAAACGCUAUUGCCGCUGGCGGGAUUGCGUCUGUGCCAAGUGCACGCUCAUUGCGGAGCGUCAACGUGUGAUGGCCGCACAGGUUGCCCUGCGUCGUCAGCAGGCGCAGGAGGAGAACGAGGCACGUGAACUGGGUCUGCUGUACACAUCGGUGCCCGGUUCGGGGCAACAGAAUGGCAGCGACAGUGUCACGCCCACCUCACACAGUCCACCACAUGGUGGCGGCAAUGCAGCCGCCGGAGCUGGCAAUGCUGCCACACAGAAUGGCGUUUUCCAUGGCGGCAUUCCGUCGCCACCUAGCGAUGGCUAUGAGGCCAGCUCCACGCCCGGUCACCAUCAGCAGCAUCAGCAUAAUCAGCAUAAUCAGCAUCAGCAUCAGCACCAACAUCAGCGACAGUCGACGCAACAUUACAAUGGCAAUGAAUCCGACACGGAUGGACGCACACGAUCUGAGCACCUGAGCGUCGGCUUCUCACCCACGCGCACCGAGCUGGACGAGAGUCCUGUUUCCAAGCGCGGCGCCGCUCUCUCGAAUGAAACCGAUCCGGACACGGGAUCGGAAUCCGGCUCACCCAGCAGCCCGAGGCCCAAGGGCGCCGGCCUAUUCAAUUUGACCUCUAGCCUUUCACCUGCCCGCACCGGUCCGCCCAGCUCACCCGAGUCCGAUCUGGAUGUGGAUUCCGCUCCCGACGAGGCCACACCUGAGAAUCUGAGCCUCAAGAAGGAGGACAGCAACUCGCCGCCAAACACGCCCGCCGAGAAUUUGCAUCUGUUGCGCUCCUUUGGCAAUGGACAUGCCCAGGGCUUUAUGCCAUAUCAUCACACGCAGUUCCUGGCCGCCGCUGGACUUCCCGCCCAUCAUCCGGCAGCGCAGUCGCAGCUGCAGUCCCAGCAUUUGGCACAACAUGCGCAGGCUCAGCAUCAGCAGCAGCAUCAGCAACAGCAGCGUUCCCCCAUCGAUGUCCUCAUGCGUGUCUUUCCCAACCGACGGCGCAGCGAUGUGGAGCAGCUGAUGCAGCGCUUUCGCGGCGACGUGCUCCAAGCCAUGGAGUGUAUGCUGGCUGGCGAGGAUUUGACGCAGACACCGCCGCCGCCGCAGGUGCCACCCUCGCCGCCGUUCCCCAUGAAGUCCGCCUUCUCGCCGCUGGUACCGCCCGCGGUCUUUGGCUCACCCACUCAUCCGCAUCGCUAUCAUCCGUUCAUGCAGGCGCAUGCCAAGCGCUUCCUCUCUGCCCCCUAUGCCGGCACUGGUUACCUGCCCGGAGUGUUGAGCACACCCGAUAUCGAGCAAUCCGAAUCGAAUGGCGCCGGUGGCAUUGCCAUGGAUCGCAGCAGCAAUGCAGGCGACUCUCAGGAUUGAGGCUCCAGCAACAGCAACGCCAAUGCCAGCGGUGUUGUCGUCUUCCGACCCUUUGAGCCCUAGCUGAAAGCCACAAGCCAUAUGGAUUAGGUAUAUUGUAAACAUUCUUCUAGAGAAAUCGCCGAAUCUUAGCCUAGCAAUUGGUUUUCAUUAUUGUAGUUCGUAAGAUCCUUGUAUGCGAUUGUAACUCUAGCUAUACUCUUAUCCUAGAAUCUAUAUAUCCCCAUAUGUAUGUAUGUAUGUAUGUAUGUGUACCCAGCGAAUCACCCUCUAAGCAUAACUGUAAAUUGUAUACCCGGCAUGUUUAUCACUCAGAAGUAUUGUACCAUAUGUUAAGAGCUCUAAGAUACGAUUAGAUAAAAUUAAACCUAUUGAGAUUAUUGUGUAAAGAACCACAUAUAAAUAUAUAUAUAAUUAUUGAGAUACCUAUGUAUAUGUACCAUAUACCAUAUAAAUAUAUCGUACUAUGUAUUAGAUAAUACAUUU